AUUCAAACGUUCAUGGUCGCCUUGACCUUCAGAAUGAGCACUAAGUAGUCUUCAACGUCGUGUGCAGACUAGAAGGAUUAAUAGAUGAAUAUGAUCGAGUCACCUAGUACCCGCUUAGAUCAAAUGCUCGCUGACAUACCAACGCUUUCCAACUAGCCAUCAUCAAAUAUGAAAUACUUUUCUACUCGUGGAGGCUUAUCAGAGCUCACUUUCGAAGAGACAGUACUUGCUGGUCUCGCCCCAGAUGGUGGAUUGUACAUCCCUGCAUCAAUACCACAGCUCCCAACUAACUGGCAGGAUUCCUGGGCGAACAAGACUUUUCCCGAGCUCAGUAUCGAGAUCCUCUCCCUCUUCAUAUCUGCAGAUGAGAUCUCUCAAACAGACCUCGCUGCCCUUGUACAUGCGACGUACAACGAUUCCGCAUGGCGCCAUCCCGAUAUCACCCCGCUCCAGCCACUCACCACCAACAAGUACAUUCUCGAGCUUUUCCAUGGUCCUACGUAUGCCUUUAAGGAUGUCGCACUCCAGCUCCUAGGCAACCUCUUCUCCUACUUUCUCCAACGCCGCAACAAGGCAAAAUCUCCUGGAGAGGAAAGGGAGACGUUGACCGUCGUGGGUGCCACCAGUGGUGAUACAGGCAGCGCAGCUAUUUACGGGCUGCGGGGCAAGCCCGAUAUCUCCAUAUUCAUUCUCCACCCCAAGGGUCGCGUCAGCCCUGUCCAAGAAGCUCAAAUGACUACCGUGACAGAUGCAAAUGUACACAACCUUGCCGUAAAGGGAACCUUUGAUGAUUGUCAGGACAUUGUCAAAGCCCUCUUCGCUGAUGCCGCCUUCAAUGCAAAACACCACCUCGGCGCCGUCAACAGCAUAAACUGGGCCCGCAUUCUCGCCCAAACAGUUUACUACUUCCUCUCCUACUUCGCCAUCCGCCGUAUCCUCCCUACCGAUGCCGAGCUUCAAUUCAUCGUCCCAACUGGUAACUUCGGCGACAUCUUAGCAGGCUACUACGCUAAGCGCAUGGGCCUGCCAAUGGCUAAGCUUGUUAUCGCUACAAACGCCAAUGACAUCCUCACCCGCUUCUGGAAGACGGGGCGAUAUGAAAAAGUGGACUCGGAUUCCUCGUCACCUGCGGUCGGGGGUGUGGUAGAGACUCUCUCGCCUGCCAUGGAUAUCCUCGUAUCGAGCAACUUCGAGCGUCUGUUGUGGUACCUCGCCUUCGAGAACGUACAGAACAACAAUCCUGGAGGGGGCUUGCGUGAGAAGGCCUGUCAGACGGUGAAAGGCUGGAUGGACGACGUAAAAUCUAUCGGGCGCAUCGUCGUCCCAGAUUCAGUGCUCGAGCUGGCGAGGAGGGAUUUCACUGCUGAGAGAGUUGAUGAUAAACAGAUCCGCCAAACAAUUCGGGAGUACUACACCUCCGCGCAAUCCUACACCGCAGACCCACACACCGCAGUAGGGCUGCACGUCGCUGGUGUCCGUUCGCCCCCACCCAACACCAUCCAAAUCAUCCUUUCCACUGCACACCCCGCAAAAUUCUCUGAGGCGGUCACGAGUGCGCUGGAUGGCGUGCCAGGUUUUGACUUUGACUCGGUGCUUCCCGAGGCGUUUAAGACGCUUCUAACGAUGGAGCGCCGCGUGAUAGAGGUUGAAAGGCCUGAUGUGGAGCUUGUGAAGGGUGUCGUAGAACGGUUUGCGGUAAUGUGAAUACUUGAUGGUGUGGGGUGCCCUGAGAAUGGGAGGGGGGGUCAAAAACAAUGUUUGUUGUGCAAAAUUUAGAUGGGGGUCUUGUAUACCAGUGAUAGCAAUUGUGCAUUAUUGAUAUAGGAGGGUGAGCGUCCUCCCUCCUUCCAAUAUUUGAGGUUCCUUGUGCGAUUUCUUCAACGGUGAAAUGAAGUACGCACAUUGCGUUCAUCAAAAGAUGUAGUGUUUGAAUCGAGGUACUUU
Messenger RNA from Suillus discolor, 1944 nucleotides. RefSeq names its product tryptophan synthase beta subunit-like PLP-dependent enzyme. The transcript has 4 exons. The coding region runs from base 169 to 1704 and encodes 511 amino acids. Gene Ontology annotation, molecular function: threonine synthase activity; pyridoxal phosphate binding. Lineage: Eukaryota; Fungi; Basidiomycota; Agaricomycetes; Boletales; Suillaceae. The record is from RefSeq and is a predicted model, not a curated record. Gene Ontology annotation, biological process: L-threonine biosynthetic process.